UUAAACACACAGAUUUUCGUCCCCCGGACAAAAUACCCGGUCGGGUAUUUAGCCUCCACGACCGAGGGGCCUUCUGCUCAAAGGAGACCGAUUGCUGCCAAAAUACCCUAUCGAUGUCCCAAAAUACCCGGUCGGGUAUUUGACUUCAUUGGCCGGGUAUUCCCCUCCGCCAAGCUUUCUUCCGCUGCUUGGACUCGCAUCACAAACACUCUACGGUUCGAGGAUGGAGGGAGAAUGAGAUGUAUGAUGAUAUAGAUCAAGAACCAACUUUUUUAAAACAUCUCUAUUUGACUUAGUUGUACAAGCGAGCGAGAUAAAUAAGUGUGUUCAUAAUUCACCUCUUCCAUAUAUUCACUUAUAAGAAAUUAGCCUUAAAAAGUUGUAACAGCACUUAAUUUGUCCACAUGAUGCUUAAGGUUACAAUAUAUAUGCUCUCGACCUUAUAUUAACUAGCACAUCAAAGAGUUCUCAGCCAAACAUAAAUCGAGAACAUUGAAUGCAACCUGAAAAUCUUGGAAUCUGGCGGCCAAAAUGUUCAAUUGAAAUCAAACUAAUAUGAAUUACUAGAAUGAGUAUACCGGAAAAUACUGAUACAUUAGAGCUUCAUUCCUAAAAUUUGAAUAGUCGAUAGCAUCAAGCUCUAAAAUAUUACAAACAUAGCUUACAAAAGUUGCGAGCUAAAAGCAUUUAUGAAAUGAAUCGGUAACAUUACAUUAGUAAGAGUUUGAUCUCAUUGUUUUGUUGUUAUUUUCAUCUUUACCUUAAUCAACAAGGUUCCUCUUCGUGAAAGUAAGGAAAUGGGAACGAACAAUCGAACAAAAACAGAAUGCAGGACAAAUUCGUCAAUUAGAGAGAAUGACGAGAGAGAAACAGAGAGGGGAAAGGAAACAAAGCAAAGAGGUGAACAAUAAAGAAAAGAAGAAAACAAAACCCCAAGCAUUCAUUUCUCCUUCUUGUCAUCUUCGAUAACCUCCAAAUUCAGGCCCCCAUUACCCCUUUACCCACCCCAAUCCCCAUCCUCCUCUCUCCUUUACCUUCUCCUUCUUCUUCUUCUUCUUCUCCUUCUCCCCUCACCCACUCUGCCAUUCAUUCCUCCCUUCUUCAAUCCCUCGUCAUUUCCCUUCUCCCUCUGCAACACCUCAACUUUCCCCCCUUUUCCCCUCUCUCAUCUCCCACCAUGAAGCGCUCUCUCGAGGCCGAUUCAGGUUCCGAAUCAAAGAAAAUCAGGCUCCAGGAGGAUGAAAUUGCGGCAGAUUCACCCGAUUCGGGAACUGGGUUCAUGAAUUUGGACGAGAAUCUGCUGUACGAGGUGCUGAAGCACGCCGACGCGGCGACCUUGGGCCGGGCGGCCUGCGUGAGCAAGCAGUGGCACCGGACCGCACAGGACGAGCGGCUGUGGGAGCUGAUCUGCACCAAGCACUGGGCUAACAUCGGCUGCGGCAACACCCAGCUUAGAUCCGUGGUGCUCGCCCUCGGCGGGUUCCGCCGUCUCCACUCCCAGUACCUCUGGCCUCUCUCCAAGCCCCAAUCCAGCAGCUCUGCUUCUGGGUCGUCGUCGUCGGCGUGGGCUCCCUUCCCGCCGAUGAUCGGCGCGAAGCCGCCGGCGAGGUGGGGGAAAGACGAGGUGCAUCUUUCCUUGUCGCUACUCUCAAUUCGGUACUACGAGAAGAUGAAUUUUGGUAACCGCGGCAGGUAGAUGAACCAGCGGUUCACCAACUCCAAUUAUUAUCAUUACCACCCAGCUUAAAUAUAUAUAGGAAGAAGAAGAAGAGGAAGAUGGCUUUUUUCUUCUUUUUGGCUACUGAAACUCUCAAUUUUUUUAGGGGUUUGCUUCUGUUUGUUUUUGGGGCUUCUCAUGGUGAACGAUGUUCCCUGUUACUGUUAAAGAGUGCCUGUCUAAAUUUGCCUAGAGAGAAAUUUGGGGACUUUAGCCUUUUGCUUGGUUUUGGGUUUGUUUCUUCUUUGUCUUGAGAUUUUUUGUAAUGUAAUCUCCUCUUAACCUAGUAGCUCCAGUGUUGUUGUAAUGUAAGCUCUGUUCAUGAAAUGAAAUUGGGCUCUGUUCCCAUUGAAUCUGAAUUGAGUUAAGAAGAGAGCAGGCCGUAGAAGCAACUGUGCUUAACUGCAUAUAGUUAUAGCCUUUUCAGUCAUUGACGACUGAAGAGGCAGAAGCAUAAGCUCGUUCCGGUGUGGAUGUUUGCUUCAUCUUUAGCAGGAAAGGGGCAAUGGCGGAAUAUGGAAAGGGAUUUUGAUUGGAGAAGAGUAAGCACGAACAGAGAGAGCCAAAAGGAGGGGGGUGAAUGGGUCCAGAAUAUGGUUGGAGUGGGAAGGAAAAGGAAGGAUGUCUGGCUGUCAGAUACAAUGUCCAUCCAUCUAUCAAUCUUUCUAAUCUCUGCCUUCAUUUUCCAGGGUAAUUUUUGUAAUGGCGUGAUUGUAUUGUAACAAAGGUAAGGAGAUGGGACAGCUUUAUGGUAAGGUGGAGUGAAUAUGCCUACUUUUUGGUGGGAUUAGGAGGGUUGUCGUGUUUUGGCAGUAGAGUUAAAACUCCACCACUGUGCAUUUCGGUGGGGUUGGUUUGGUUCUUCUGCUUGACCAUUUCUUCUGCACCCUUUUGUGUAUGGAUGGGUAUGGUGCAGAAUCGUAAUUUAGAAGCAAUGGAGCAGUUGAAUCAAUGAUGUGCACCAUUGAAAAUUCUUUUGUUAGGUCUAGGAAACAUAAUUUUCAGAAAAUGAAGGUCCAAGAGACAUUUUCUAGGAACGAGAAGACUACUAUAUAGAAGUUAGAGGAAGAUUAUGAUGAAGCCCAACAUAGUCAUUGCGCCGAGGUACUCUCAGUCUCUCAUGUUGUAUCCGUUGUCUUAAAGGAUCGCAAAUUUGACUCAAUAGUUGGAUCGGAAGAAUUGAGAAGUCAGCUCAUUAAUUGAGCGUUGCUGGUCAUUCAUUUCAGAACAUCUUUCUUGCUUGGAUACGAAGAAGCACAGGUCGCUGCAAACUGCCAUUCAAGCUUGCAGUGAGUCUAUUCCCUUCAUCAUAGAUACGAAAUUGGAAAUCUCAUAGGGAAAAGUUUAUGGCAUUGAAUCGUAUGAGGAAUGGACGGAGUUAGAUUUGACUUUUUUUUCAUUGUAGGCACGGAUACGUGUAAACUUAGUGAAAAGAAGGAAUUGGAAUGGACUAGUUUUGUGUAUGGAUGGGUAUGGUUGAGAAUGAUAAUUUAAAAAGAGAUAGGCAGUAGAAACAAUGAUGCACACCUUUGAAAAUUCUUUUUGUUAGAAUAUGAUUUGAAUUUGAUUUGGGUUUGUUUUGUGUUUUGGGCCUAUUUUGUUUGAGUUUGUAUUUGAGUUUUGUUUUGACCUUUUUCCUUGUAUGUUUGGGAAAAGGUGUUUGGUUUUCUGUUUGGGAUUAGGAGAAGAGUUCUAUAAAUACUCUUCAUCACCCUAGUCUGUAGUGGGGGUCAGUCAGGUUAGUUUGUUUGGUUUGUCCGUUUGGAAUUCGGUUUGUAACUUGUACUCUCCUCAAAUCAGUGAAAUUUGUUCCCCCUGCCCGUGGAUUAGCUAGCACACAUUGUGUUAAUGAACCACGUUAAAUUUG
Molecule: messenger RNA, 3584 nt
Organism: Linum trigynum
Lineage: Eukaryota; Viridiplantae; Streptophyta; Magnoliopsida; Malpighiales; Linaceae
Source: the annotation of a GenBank genome assembly